UCUUUUUUUCUUUUUUUCUUUUUUUCUUUUUUUUCCCCCCCCCCCAGAAAACAAGACCGCAAUGCAGCUGUCGCAGUUGCUCGCCGUCACAGUCGCCCUGGUCGGGAUAGGGCUCACCAUCCCAAUCCUCUAUGGCAUCGUCGACCACAUCGUGACGCACCCGGACGACCCGCUGAACAACCUGCGCGACUUCUGGGACCGAAUGUUCUGGGCAAUGAGCGCCGUCAUCCUUUUGUCGACCCUUCUCGGGCUCUGCUCCCGAGUCAUGCUCGCGGCGACGGUCGUGACUGGCGUCGUUGCGUGCUCUGGUCCAAUCUACCAGUUUAUUGUGUGCCUCAUUGCCGAUGACACGACGUUGAUUGGACGCGUGUGUGUCGCGUGCACCUCGGGCGAGGCCGAUUGGGAGAAUGCUCAAAACCAGUGGUACUGCACGAAAGGAUGGGUCUAUUGUCUGUACGCCGGGUCGAUCAUGGUCGUUCUUUCUCAGGUGGCCCUCGUAGUCCUGUCAUGCAUGCCGUAUGUCGCGCCGGAAGCGCAUCGGCGCGCCCGCGCCCAUCUGGCAAUGCGGCGCUUGCAAAACUCGGAGGAGACGACCGCCAUCCCGGAAUUCGACAACGACCCUCUCCUCGCACAGCCGUCACUACCAGAACAAGAACAGCAACAGCAACAUCAUUACGGCUAUCAUCGAGAACAACGACUGGGUGCCAGUGGCGCGGCUGGAUCAGAGUGGCAGCCGCCAUCGCAAAACUAUGGCUACGUCGCAGGGCGAUGGGAUCAUGACGAUGCACCUCCAGCAUACGAGUACGCCGUGUCCCGAGACCAAGUUCCGUUGAUGCGAUUCGAACCCCUGCCACCGACCAAUCGAAGGAAAGAUGAUGUCACUCUCGAUUCCGACCCGGAGGUGCUUGACGAGCUGCUCCAACAGCUGGCCCAAACCGCAGCCGCCAGCAACGCCUCGGCCGAAUACGAUGCGCAUGUUUUCAACAGUCCGAGUGGCGGUGCAUUUACUGGAGCUCUCCCAAAUCAGCCACGCUAAAGAUUUGGGGUCGUUUUGUUUUCUGUGAUGCGCCUGGCUUUGCGUUUUCGUUUUCCCACGCACUCGAUGGGCCAAACACAAUUGCCGCUAAUGCGUGUGACCAAAUUGUGCUCGUGUGGUAGUUUGCUUUUUUCGGUUUUGUUGAUACGUUUGUUAGAUUGUAUUUUGCAUGUUUUUCACGCUUGAGAAGUCGAUUGAACAGUAAAUGGUUGAUUUUCGCCCCA
Molecule: messenger RNA, 1260 nt
Organism: Capsaspora owczarzaki ATCC 30864
Lineage: Eukaryota; Filasterea; Ministeriida; Capsasporidae
Exons: 4
Coding region: 62-1036 (324 amino acids)
Source: RefSeq, a predicted model, not a curated record